AUGGACGUUUACAAUACCGAUAUUGUGAAGAAAUGGGUGCUCGUCGGGCACACAUUCGUGCUCCUUGCCGCAUUUUCCUCAAUUUUCUGGCAAAUUCCCGGAUUAUAUGGUGAUCACGGUCUCGUUCCCAUUGCUCCAAAAUUAAAUUGCGACAGCCCUUCGCCAUUGCAAUGCCGACUGCCACUUCUUCAAAUUUUUUCUCGAAAAUUGUCACUGUCGCCAGUCGGAGCUCUUCAAUUCACGGCAGCCCUUGGAAUAUGCAUUUGUGUUCUUCUUGCAUUUAUUCCCAAAAUGCGCAACCUGCCGAUGUUCAUGGCGUUGUUUAUGCUCUAUUCAGCAAUUAAUCAGGGCGGCGAUGUGUUCAUGGGAUAUCAAUGGGACAGUUUAUUGCUCGAAACAACCUCGUACGUGGCCAUUCUCGCGUGGUUCAAAGAUGGCCCGGCAGAUUCGAUUCCACUAUAUGGAUUACUCACACUGGGAAUGAGAUUGAUCUUCUCCAUUGGAGCAACUAAAUAUCAAACAAGCGAGGCAGAUUACUUUGAUUUCAAAGCGUUCAAUCGCCAAUUCGAGACUCAACCUCUACCAAGCACAAUGUCUUUUUUGGCUCACAGCCUUCCAAGCCUAUCAAAGAUGUUCCUGUCGGUUCUCUCACUGUCAUUUGAACUUUUGGCGCCACCAUUUAUGCUCAUUCCACUGCGACCAUUGCGAUGGGGACUCUUCAUGUGCUACCUUAUCGCAUUUGUAUUCAUGGUGAUAUUUGGCAACUACGGUUUCUAUCCAUUCAACGCGAUCGUCCUUCUUAUCCCUCUGUUGGAAGUUCGACCGCAGGAUCCAUUAUUUGAGCUGAUUUCGCUUGGAGCUGUAUCUGUAGGACUGUUUCUGUUUCUUUUCGAUUUCAUUCCGUCGGAUAACAGCGGCAAUUUUGGUGUCUCGCUCAAAUCGCUCAACGGUUUCCUAGAUUUCUACAUUCCGCUUAUUUUAAUGGCUGUUUUCUUGCUGUUUUUGUUCACGGUUAUUACUGCUGUCGUGAGAAUUCUUCAAGACGAUCGCUCAGUCUCAAACUUCUUCCAUCUCUUGUUUUCCACAUUCGCAAUCGGAACAUUUGUGUUUUACGGCAUGAUUCAGUUGUCUCCGCUCAACAAAUCCUUCGAGUUUCAUUUAAGGCCUUAUUCGAACAUUGUGAAAAAUGCGCGUACAAUGCAAGAGUGGAACCUCGCUAACCAAUACGGUCACAAACGCAGGCAUGGAAAAUUCGACGUUCGCUAUGAGAUCAUCAUUGAAGGAACCAAUUCUUUGAACGACACGUGGAAGGAGAUCGAGUUUUACGCAAAACCUGGGAAUAUUUUCCAAUUUCCACCAUUCUUGGCAUUUUAUCACCCACGUUUGGAUUGGCAGAUGUCGUGGGCAGCUCAAGGAACCUAUCAGCAGAAUCCGUUCUUUAUGUCAUUGAUGUAUCAUUUGCUUGAAAACACGCCAGAAGUUGUCAAUCUUCUUUCAAACUACCCAUUUAAGAAUAAGGACAAACAAAUGAAUUUUAUUCGUGCACAUCUUUUUGUUUACAAGUUUUCUACGAAAAAAACAAACUCGGCAGUUUGGUCGAGAACAUACGCAGAAACUUACAUGUCAGAGUUCAACAAAGAGAACACAGCUUUGAUCGCUUAUCUCGAACAAUCCAGAUUGCUUGUCAAAGAAUCUCCAAAGCCGAAGCGUAGAUACCUUGAGAGAUUGAUGUCUCAUUUGCAAAAAUGGGCUAUGUCUUAUGGGCAGCGUGAUUUCUGUUGGAUACUUGUGAUGACAGCGGUCGUCAUCGUUUUUUGGCAGAAUUACUACGACGGAGAAGAAUGA
Messenger RNA from Caenorhabditis bovis, 1845 nucleotides. The record is from the annotation of a GenBank genome assembly. NCBI's taxonomy places the organism in Eukaryota, Metazoa, Nematoda, Chromadorea, Rhabditida, Rhabditidae.